GGUCAGCAUUUACAUCCUUUUUCUCUGCAGCUCAAUUUAAACUCUUGUCACCUGUGAAUGGGGGAGCAUUCAGAGUGGGAGAGAGUCAAGUAGACACCAGUUCCAUUACAACAGGAUUUCUACCUGGCUGGGACUUAGUAAUGGUUUCAUUGCUUGAAGAUCAACCUAAUAUUAAAUUCUCUUCUUCGGACUUGCUGGAAAGUGACCAACAAGACAACCUCAUGCAGACACAAGGGAGCCCAAGCUCCUCAGCUCAGCAAACUGAUAAUCCCACUUUCAGUUGCCAAUCAUAUGAUCCAGACAGCAGGACGGAAAGAAAGAGUUCAGAAUCUUCUCACAGCCCAAGCCCCUCUUCUCCAACCCAGGACCAAACCCAGGGGAGAUUUCCUUCCAACCAAGGAAUUCACACUGGCAAGUGCAAAUUUAAAGUCUCUCCCAAUGCUGAGAAAUUCAGAAGAUUUAGUUAUGAGGAAUGCACUGCUGCAAACUAUGGCAGGUUCAUCAAGGGCAGCAGAAGCCCCUUCCACCCUUAUAAGAGGGAGCUCAGUGAAGAUGCCUUCCAAGAAACUCAUCCAGCCCUUACCUUGGAGGGGAAUUCCUUCCAAAAUGCAAGAAGCACUGAGGGUUUUGAAGAGCUACCAGGAUCUACAGGCACUGGAGAGUCAGAAUCCUUUCCUACACAUAUGCAGAACAUUUCCACAGAACCAACAUGGUGCAACAAUCUCCAGUACAACCCUACAAGCCAAGAUCAUGUUUCCCAAGUCAUGCAGGAUUCAGAGGUCAAGCUUAAGACAUCUCCACUGGAAGGGCAGCAGAGUCUGUACUGUUACCAGCCCCAAGUGCAGCAGAUGUACUGUCCUUCACAUCAGUUUCACCAGUACUCCUCAGGAGGAAGUUACCCCGUAACCUACAUUGCUUCAUCGCAUUACCCGUUCCAGAGAAUCGCUCCUCAAGGGAGUCAAGAAUCCCAGCCACCUCUGUUUCCUAAACCCAUCUAUUCCUACAGCAUCCUGAUCUUCAUGGCACUGAAAAACAGUAAAACUGGGAGUCUCCCAGUCAGUGAGAUUUACAAUUUCAUGACGGAACACUUUCCUUACUUUAAGACAGCACCAGAUGGUUGGAAGAACUCUGUUCGCCAUAACUUAUCCUUGAACAAAUGCUUUGAGAAAGUUGAAAACAAGUCAGGUGGCUCUUCUCGGAAAGGUUGUUUAUGGGCACUGAAUCCAGCCAAAAUUGAUAAGAUGCAGGAAGAGCUUCAGAAAUGGAAGCGGAAAGAUCCAGUUGCUGUGAGGAAAAGUAUGGCAAAACCAGAAGAACUUGACACACUGAUAGGAGAAAAGGCUGAAAAACUAAGAUCUUCAGCUAUGUCCUGCAAUCCAACUGGUGUAGCAAGUUCAACAGUUUCCAGACAGAUGUCAGUCCAGCAACAUUCUCUGUGUGAGCCAACCCUGUCAUCCAGUAUCCCACAGCUUUUACAUACUAUUCACACAACAGGACCUCUGUGUGCCAAGAACCCACUGCCAAGUUUCCUUGGGGGGCACCAAACUCCAUGUUUUACAUCACCCCAGGCUUUCCCUCAGAUCUCGCCUACCUUAAUGCAACAAUCACCCGAUAUCCCUCACAGCAUCUUCCCUUCUGCAAACGCUCAAAGUGAACUGAGAGCACAACCUAGCACCACACAAGACUCACCCCUGCCAGCACAGACCCCUCCCAUAGGCAGUAUGAAGAUGCUAACAGAGCACUCCACAGCCAGGACAAUGCAGGACACACUCAUGCAAGAAGCAGACAUGAGCAAUGAUAUCGAUGCUCUUAACCCUUCCUUGAUUGACUUUGAUCUCCAAGGAAAUCUUUGGGAAGAGCUGAAAGAUGACAGCCUGGCAGUGGAUCCCUUGGUUCUCAUUUCAACAUCCCCAAUCUCCUCUCAGUGCUUCCCUUCUCACUGUCAGAUGGAUAGUAACAGCAGCAGCAGCAGCAGCAGCAGCAGCAACCUCACCAUCCAGAAUAGCGCUCCACAGAACAGCUUACCUGAUCUACAACUCACGACUCUUUACUCUGCCUUUAUGGAACUGGAUACGGUGUCCACAGCCUACUUGAAUAAUUCUGGAUCCAAGCCUAUAGCACUGGUGUGAACUCCAAACCAACAGAGUUAUGUUACUUUUGUCCCAAUGCAAUUUCAAGUCAUCACAUUGUUUUACUUACUUUCACACCUUCAAGUAAAAUAAAUCAGAAUUGUGUCCAUUUGAUUGAGAACUAUCUUUCCCCAUCAUAACUGGUCUGCAGGAAAUUCAAGACUACUCUAAUACUACAGUUAGUAUUUGUUUAAUGUAGAAAAAUAGAUGGCUCACUAGUUUAAAACAAAGUGAUGCUGACCAAUACAGCUAUUAAUAGCUCAGUCAAGCCAUCCAUCUUUUGUGUCUUCAUGAAACAACUUAAGGUAUGUAUAUACUUGCCCCUUAGUUUGAACUAGAGAGGCAAAUG
Molecule: messenger RNA, 2478 nt
Organism: Pelodiscus sinensis (Chinese soft-shelled turtle)
Lineage: Eukaryota; Metazoa; Chordata; Testudines; Trionychidae
Gene: FOXN1
Product: forkhead box N1
Biological process (GO): regulation of transcription by RNA polymerase II
Molecular function (GO): DNA-binding transcription factor activity, RNA polymerase II-specific; transcription cis-regulatory region binding
Source: RefSeq, a predicted model, not a curated record